AUGAAACAAAGGCAUUUUUUAAAACCUUCCGAUUUUUCUUACUCUGAGAUUAAUCAGAUCCUCAAAGAAACUCUGUUGUUCAAAAAAAGAAGGGAGACGAUAAGGAAAAAGACUCUCACUGGCAAAAUCAUUGGUUUGUUUUUUCAAAAGUCGUCUACUCGUACACGCAUUUCUUUUGAAGUGGGGAUCAAGGAACUCGGAGGAGAAAAUAUCUUUUUAACAAGAGAAAAUACGCAGGUUAAAAGAGGGGAAAGCUUUUCCGAUACCUUUCGCGUAUUGGAGCGUUAUUUUCACUGCCUGAUUAUCCGUAACAAUGAUCAUGACGUGUUAGAAAAUUUGUCCAAGACAUCCACGAUUCCAAUCAUUAAUGGGCUGAGCAACCGACACCACCCCUGUCAAGUGUUAGCGGAUGCCUUCACCAUCAAUGAACAUGUUGCUAAACCCAAGAUCGCCUAUGUCGGUGAUGGAAACAAUGUUGCUACCUCCUUGAUUGAACUCUGCAGUUUAUUAAAAUGGCCUCUGCGAGUCACAACCCCUCCAUCCCAUGCUUGUCCAAAAUCGGUGUUGAAAGAUUGCUUGGUGAACGACCGUUGGAUUGAGUUUAACCAUCACCCCCAAUCGGCAGUUAAGGGGUGCAAUGUAAUUUAUACCGACACAUGGUUCUCUAUGGGAGACAAGGAAUCUAAAGCAAACAAACUCAAAGCUUUCAAAGGCUUUCAAGUGAACGAUCGCUUACUAAAAGACGCAACAAAAGAUUAUAUUUUCUUGCAUUGUCUCCCAGCCUAUCGAGGAUUAGAAGUGAGUGAGUCAAUCAUUGAUGGGAAGCAUUCCAAAGUUUUUGACCAAGCUGAGAAUCGCCUCCAUGUUCAAAAAGCUAUUUUGAGUUUUUUGUUCACACAGCUAAAGAGACGAUAG
Molecule: messenger RNA, 915 nt
Organism: Ylistrum balloti
Lineage: Eukaryota; Metazoa; Mollusca; Bivalvia; Pectinida; Pectinidae
Product: ornithine carbamoyltransferase-like
Exons: 1
Coding region: 1-915 (304 amino acids)
Biological process (GO): L-citrulline biosynthetic process
Molecular function (GO): ornithine carbamoyltransferase activity; amino acid binding
Source: RefSeq, a predicted model, not a curated record